Molecule: messenger RNA, 2664 nt
Organism: Eleginops maclovinus (Patagonian blennie)
Lineage: Eukaryota; Metazoa; Chordata; Actinopteri; Perciformes; Eleginopidae
Exons: 2
Coding region: 53-1354 (433 amino acids)
Biological process (GO): inflammatory response; toll-like receptor signaling pathway; immune response
Cellular component (GO): plasma membrane
Molecular function (GO): transmembrane signaling receptor activity; triacyl lipopeptide binding
Source: RefSeq, a predicted model, not a curated record
CUGAAAAUGAAGUAAAUACCUUUAAUAACAGAGCAUUCCUUAACUUCCUCAUAUGAGUUUCGACUCAUUGCUGCCCUGUUUUAGGAGUUUGUCAUCUAGGCUACAGAUAAUGGAGCCGAUUAAAUCACUUGAGACUGAAGACUUUCAGCCACUGUCUCCCUCUGUUCCUGUUCCUCCCACACUGAGAGAGGGAGAUUGUUACCAUGUCUUCAUUAGCUACAGUAGCACUGAUUACCAGUGGACCCACUCCAUCAUCGACCAGCUGGAAUCCUGCGGCCUGCAGGUCUGCUACCAUGAUCGAGACUUCAUUCCCGGCCGCACCGUGUUGGAAAACAUGUCCGACUGCAUCCAGGAGAGCCAGAAGGUCCUGCUGGUUCUCAGCCCAGAGUUUGUCAGAAGCCGCUGGUGUCUCCUGGAGGCCAACAUGUCUUUGUUCAGAGACUGCCUGGAUAGGAAACCCAUCGUGCCAGUGCUGCUGGAGCCAGGAGUCUCCGUUCCUCUCCACCUCUGCCACCUCACCUACCUGGAGGCCAACGACCCCGACUUUAAGAAUAAGCUGCUCAAGGUGCUCUGCACCCCCAACCAGCAGCUUCAAGGAUCCACUGUGCUGCCCUUCCAUCCUCCCUCAAUCUACAACGGGAAGGCCCUGCAGCCGUUGAAUGCUGUAAAUGAGGAGAGACUCAAUAAAUGGGAUUGUGGUCAGUUCAGUGACAUGGAGGUACCAGACCAGCUGCGCCUGAUCAUUGAAGACCAAGAGAAGUACAGAAAGGCUGUGAGAAUGAUCAACAGUGUCUCUCAAAGUAAGUUACCACUCUGGACUAGAUUUAUGAUGUUAAUUGCUGCUGGGAUAAUGUGUCUUCCUUUGUUAGCUCUUUCCACAUAUAUGAUAGCUACAUUUUUUACUGAUAAUAACAUACAUGUAAACAAAACUCUUUGGGUUGUAAUUUUUUGUAGUUUGUAUUGUUUAUCCUUUGGGACAAUUAUUCAGAUAGGUUCCUGGGGAAAGGACGAACGGAAGAACAUAGUCCGGGAGACGCAGAAAGCUAUUGGCCAGGCAAACAUCAUUCUCUCUGAUGAGAAGGUGUUAAUGGGCGCUCAGUCAAAUUCAAAAAUCUAUCUGGUGUAUGUUUCUCUGGAUGUUUGCAAACAUGAGUUUGCUGAAACCUUUUCUGAUCAGGUUUGUGCUGAAGAAAUGUUUCAAAGAGCUCUGCUGUACUUCUCAUCAGGUUACACCUGCUGCCUUGCUAAAAAACACUUCCCCUUUCCCCUGCCCAGUUCCACCGGUCACCUGGAGGGAGGGGUGUGUUUCUGUCAGUAUGUGUCCCAGCAGCUGAGCACAGACCAAUGGGAAUAGUGUCCACAGAUCCCGACAUCUUAUAGAGAAGCAAAUUCCCUUUUUGUUGCAUGUCAAUAAUGUGGGCCUUAAAUAAAAAUGUAAUUCCCUUUACUAUGAAAUGCACAACAAUGAUGUAUAUGUAGGUGACACACAGGGGAAGUGUUAAUACAGAAAACCUUUUUACGUUAUGUUUCAGGUCUUAAUAUUUUUCCUGUUAACAUUUGAUGCUGUAUUUGUGUGUAUUGACUGAUUUAUAAUAAUUAAACAACAGCGUAAUUUGUCAUAUGUUUUGUUUUAUCAUUUCACAUUUCAAGUGUUAAUUAAUUCAAUAAAUGUUUUACAUCAAAAGCAAAGUGAUUAUUUCCUUAAAUCUCUACUGAUUUGAUGGAAAAGUUACUAAAAUCACAGAAUAAUUGAGGGUGCAGGGUUGUGGUUAGAGAGCACUCAUUAUAGUAUCAAGAAAUGAAAAACCUGAGCCAUAAUAUAUAAUAAUUCUAAAGUAAAAAACAUGUCAACAUACAUGGUGGUGGUACAUACAGUAAAUGUAGGAUGUAUCAUGAAUUAUUGUUUCUCAAGUCACUCUAUGAUAAUACAUUAUUAAUAUUCAUUCAAAUGAAAGGUAAAGUUGAUUUCAGGCUCAUGUAUUUGUCAACUACUUUGAGAAUAGGUUCUGUUCAGAAUGAGAUUAAGCUUUUUAGUAAGUAAUAAGUGGAGAAACAAACAUAUUAAUGUUGUUGCAUGAGAGCAAUGAAUCUUCAGGUAUAUAUAUUUUUUCAUUUUCUCAAACUUAUUUUGUGCUAUUUAAAAAACCAAGGAGGAGUAAAUCAAACAUGCACUAAAACCAAAGUCGCCAGCAGCUGCCAAGGGAGAAAUGCAUGAGCAUGUCAGGUUUAUGGUGAAUAGAAGCACCCAUGUCUGUAUAUACACAUGUGUUUAUGUAUGAUAUAUGUAAAUGAUGUAUAAUGAUCAUCACUAAGAUACAUCAAGUCUUUAUCACAACUUAAAGGGGCCCUAUCUUUCUUUUGGGGGUUUUCCCUUUCUUGAAGUGUGUUGUAUUUUUGUGCAUGUUAAAUCGUCCGCAGACAGAGGAUAAAAAGAGGUGCUGCAGCACAGGCAGUAUGUGAAAAAUAAAGAACUUUUUAAGCAUUAAACAUGUCACAGUUGAGGCACAAAAUACAAAUAUCAACCUGAAAAUGACCAGAAAAGGGCCCCUUUCAAUUCUACAACUCUACACACAGGACAAGUUGUACUCACUUGUUUUAUGUCCACUCUUGUUGUGAUUCUCAUUUGCAAAUGAUUACUGUAGGAUAAACAGAUAUAAUAACCUA